AUGGAAAAUACUCAUCAGAAAAAAGUGAUCUUGAGUAAGUGGAAAUAUCUGCCAUGUAUUGCAUCACUACUGACCUCAGUGCAGGAGAUUCCACAGAUCAUCUCGGCUUGAGUCCAACGACGCUGUCCUACAUGGCUCAAUGGCUGUCAACUUCUAAUUGGACCUGGGAAAUUGGAGUUUAGAAAGGAUAAAUAUAGGUACUGGUUGCUGGAAUGGCUGUUUCACCCAUUCAGGAUGGAGAAGGGAAUAGUGACAUAUGGAAGCAAGUUUCUACAGAGUGAAAAAUUUUUUUACAAUCAAAUUGUGAUUUCAGAAUAUAGCACACUGGCUGUCCCUGAUCAAUGCAAAAAUAUUUUUGAAUGUUUCAUGGUGAAGUUUGAGAUGCCUGGUAAGGUUUCAGUAAUAACUGACAACACCAAUGCCAACUAUAUAAAGUAGAAGGGUGAUUACCACAUUAGGACUGAGACCAACUUUAUAAAUGAAGUGAAUAUUGAAACCCUGGGAAAAACAGGAAAGAUGGAUUUGAGUAAAUUUAUUGCUGUGAAUGGAGCAAUUGCAUAUCCUCAUUAUGACCCAGAAGGAACAACAUACAACCUGGGGAACUCCUAUGGGCCACAGGAUUCCUGCUAUAAUGUUACUUGGGUUCCUCCAGAGACAAUGGAUGUUGGGGUGAAAAUCCAUGGAGCCCAGGUGAUAUAUUCUAUUGCUUCUGCAGAGAGAAUGACACCUUCUUACUCCCAUAGCUUUGGAAUGACAAGAAACUACAUAAUCUUUAUUGAACAGUCUUUAAAGAUGAAUCUGUGGAAAAAUGUCACUUAUGAUUUAUAAAAGAAAAUGUCUCUUUUUCAUUGUGUUACCCUGCAGCUUCUUCCAGGUAUGUAGUGCAGUACACUUUUUGUUACUUUUCAUCAAAUCAAUGCCUUUGAGGAUGACUGUGUUGUAAUUGAUUUGUGCAGUCAAGGUAAUGGAAGAAGUCUAGAAGUGUACCAACUACAGAAUCUCAGGAAAGCUGGAGAUGGGCUUGAUAAAGUCUGCAGUUCAGUAGCCAGCUCUUUCCCUUGAAGAUUUGUUUUGCCCUUAAAUGUCAGUUUGAAUGCCCCAGAGGGAGAGAACCUCAGCCCAUUGUUCUGUUUUUCAGCUAGUGCUGUGAGACAGGCUGAUGGAAAAAUAUGCUAUAUCUGGUGCUUUCAUGAAAAUCUACAUUGUGAGGACCUAGAUGAGGAAAGAGGCAUUGAAUUCCCCCAGAUCAACUAUGGCCAAUACAGUGGUAAAAAGUAUCAUUUCUUUUAUGGUUGUGGCUUUCAGCAUUUGGUGGGGACUUAUCUGAUCAAGGUUGAGGUGGUGAAUAAAACACUGAAGGUGAUGGCAAUAUCUUUCCUUUUCUGAAUUUUUUAA
This is a messenger RNA of Orycteropus afer afer, 1395 nucleotides long. The record is from RefSeq and is a predicted model, not a curated record. Lineage: Eukaryota; Metazoa; Chordata; Mammalia; Tubulidentata; Orycteropodidae.